AUGUCUUCUAUAAUCAGCUCCGCUCCAAUUACCAAGCUGACCAAGCUCAAGUUGAACAACGGCACCGAAAUUCCUGUUGCAGGAUUCGGAGUUUAUGAGAUUGAGGUUGCUAGUGCCGCUGACUUGGUGUACCAGGCUCUUGCAGCUGGUUACAGACAUAUCGAUUCCGCAGUAGGCUACAACAACGAAAAAGAAUCAGCCCAAGGUAUCGCCAAUUUCUUGAAGGAUCAUCCUGAAGUCAAGCGUCUGGACGUUUACUUCACCACCAAGAUCACCAACGGUGCACAUGGCUACGAUAAGACCAAGAAGCAGAUCCAACAGAUUGCUGAUGAUGUUAAGGAGUCACUUGGGUAUGUGGACUUGAUUUUGGUUCAUUCGCCAUUGUCUGACAAGAAAAGAAGAUUAGAAACCUGGAAGGCUUUACAAGAACAUACAGUAGAAAACGAUGUUUUGCUUAUUAAGUCAAUUGGAGUCUCUAACUAUGGAAUUAACCAUAUAGAGGAAAUCUACAAUUGGGAGGGUUACAAGGUAAAACCAGUGGUGAACCAAGUAGAGUUGCAUCCUUGGUUGCCUCGUACUGAGUUAAUCAAGUGGUUGUUCAAGGAGAACAUCUUACCCGAAGCCUACUCGCCAUUAACUCGUGGUGAGAAGUUUAGUGAUCCAGAGUUAACAGAAUUGGCCACUAAGUCGGGUAUACUGAAGCCAGACAUCCUUUUGAAAUGGGGUUACAUACAAGGAUUCAUUGUGUUGGCGAAGACGGCACAAAUACCAAGAAUCAAACAAAACUUGGAUGCUUUGCCAGAUUCGGGCUCCGUUGAGUUGCCUGAUUAUGUUACGAAAGCUCUUCAUAAACCAGACUCGGUGGAUGUCUUGACUUGGGGAGGUAAUGAUCCCACAUUGUACAAAGAUCCCGUAGCUUAG
Molecule: messenger RNA, 921 nt
Organism: Scheffersomyces stipitis CBS 6054
Lineage: Eukaryota; Fungi; Ascomycota; Pichiomycetes; Serinales; Debaryomycetaceae
Gene: AKR2
Product: aldo/keto reductase family protein
Exons: 1
Coding region: 1-921 (306 amino acids)
Molecular function (GO): oxidoreductase activity
Source: RefSeq, a predicted model, not a curated record